CGAGCGGUAUGGCGAGGAGCAGGAAGCACGUUAGCCCUGACACCGUGAACGGAUCAUGGAUGGAUUUAUUUAAUUUCACAUAAAGUUUAUCAUCAUAUUGUGUUUGUGAACUUGUUUUGGGGAAACAUGGCCUGUUUCUUUAGAAGAAGAAUCGCAGCGAAGCUGGGCAGGACGCUGCAGCAGCCGGAGGAAGUCUUCAUACCAGCCCUGUCAGCUGUUCCCCUCUUUAAGAAACAGAAGACCGCCGACUUCAAACUGUCAAUCAACACGUUACGAGCCAAUGGCGUCUUACCAUCCGGUGGAGACAUCCAGCUGCAGACAGAGAACUUGGCCUCUCAGUUGAAGCAGGACAGUGUGGUGGAAGACGUAUCUGCUGAUCGUGGAACGAUCCACUUCACGUUAAAUCGCAAGCUCUUUGUCCAGAAAAUGUUGGAGCCAUUUGAAAAGCAUGGGGAGGAUGUAACGUUUGGGUUAGAUAGUGAACUUUUUGAUAAUCUCAAGAGAGGAACAACAUUAGUGGAAUACAGCUCUCCAAAUAUUGCCAAAAAAUUCCAUGCUGGACACCUGCGGUCUACAAUUAUUGGUAACUUCAUCGCUAACCUGAAGCAGUCCCUCGGAAACAACGUUAUUCGGAUGAACUACCUCGGAGACUGGGGUAUGCAGUUUGGUUUGCUCGGAGCUGGGUUUGGCCGGUUCGGAUGUCCGGAGAAAUUAAAACAGAAUCCCUUACAACAUUUGUUCGAGGUGUAUGUGCAAGUAAACAAGGAAGCAGAGCACAGUGAGGAGGUGAAGCAGGCUGCCAGACACUUCUUUAGACAGCUGGAGCAGCACGAGAGCGAGGCUGUGUCGCUAUGGCAACGCUUCAGGGACAUCACAGUGAGCGAGUAUCAACACGUUUACAAGCGGUUAGGGGUCCACUUUGAUAUUUACUCCGGGGAGUCCGAGCACCAAGCUCAAGCCCAGGAAACGGUGCAGCAGCUGAGGAGCAGAGGCCUGUUGAAAACCUCAGAGAAGGGAACUGGUGUAGUCGAUCUUUCCCCCGACGGAGACAUGAGCAGCAUCUGCACACUGCUCCGCAGCGACGGCACGACUCUCUACAUCACCAGAGACCUCGCUGCAGCCGCUGACCGAAAACAAAAGUACCACUUUGAUGAGAUGAUUUAUGUGACAGAUAAAAGCCAAGCGAAUCACUUCCACCAGUUGUUCCAGAUCCUCCUCGCUAUGGGACAUUCUUGGGCUGAGAGCUGUCAGCACGUUCCCUUCGGCCUGGUGCAGGGCAUGAAGACCCGGACCGGGGAGGUGGUGUUUCUGGAGGACGUGCUGAACGAAGCUCGGGCCAGAAUGUUACACAACAUGAGUCAAUCAAAAACGACGAAGGAGCUGGACGACCCAGAGGACACGGCAGAGAAAGUGGCAAUCAGUGCACUAAUAGUUCAGGACUUCAAAGGUCCCCUGCAGUCAGACUAUAAGUUCGACUGGGACAAGAUGCUGCAGGCGCAGGGAGACACGGGCGUCUUCCUCCAGUACACACACGCUCGACUCUGCAGUUUGAUACGGAGGAAUGAGGGUAUAGACGCGGCUACAUUCGAUCCGUCUCUUCUACUUGAGCGGACGAGCGUCACAAUCCUCCAGCACCUCCUUCGGUAUGAUGAGGUGUUGUAUCAGUCCGCCCAGGAUCUGCAACCCAAACACCUGGUCAAUUUCUUAUUGAAACUGUGCCACCUGAUCGCCUCAGCUCACAGGGAGCUGCCGGUGAGAGGAAGCCCUCAGGAAGUUGCACAGGCCAGGUUACGACUGUUCAGCGGUGCCUGCUCGGUCCUGGCCAGCGGGAUGAGGAUCCUCGGCAUCACACCGGUCCAUAAAAUGUGAAACUCGCCACAUAAUUUGUUGUUCUGUAAAUAAGGGCCUUAUGUUUUAAAAAAUAAAAUCAUCCGUCUUACA
Messenger RNA from Scophthalmus maximus (turbot), 1941 nucleotides. RefSeq names its product arginyl-tRNA synthetase 2, mitochondrial (gene rars2). The coding region runs from base 127 to 1869 and encodes 580 amino acids. The transcript is spliced from 20 exons. Gene Ontology annotation, molecular function: arginine-tRNA ligase activity; ATP binding. Gene Ontology annotation, biological process: arginyl-tRNA aminoacylation; mitochondrial translation. The record is from RefSeq and is a predicted model, not a curated record. Gene Ontology annotation, cellular component: mitochondrion; cytoplasm. Lineage: Eukaryota; Metazoa; Chordata; Actinopteri; Pleuronectiformes; Scophthalmidae.